UUUACGAAGGAAAGCAAGGGAAGAGGAAAGAAAAAUCCGACGUAGGGAGGCUGGCUAUAUAUAAGAAGUAGGGGAAUGAAGAGAGGGCCAGAGUGAGAGGCAACUGGCGAGAGGGGAGGCUGUCUUGGUGACACCUUCGCCUCUCCCCUUCCGUCUCACCCCCACCCCUUCGCCUUUUUAUACUUCCUUUUCCCCUCGCCCUUGGCGGAGAUGCCGAAGCGCGCGACGCCCGUUCCCGAUUCGCCCCCCGAGAGCUCCGCCAUGGCAGAUUGCCCCUCGGGCUCGGGCGGUGGCGAUGAGUCCCCCGAGGAAGAACGAGACGUCGACGAAGAAGAGGAGGAGGUGGUGGUGGAGGAGGAGGACGACGAGGAGGGGGAAGAAGGAUCGGAGGGAGAGGGAGAGGAGGACGAAGAGGGGGUGGAGGAGGAGGUGGCAGUCGAAGAAGAGGAGGGCGGUGCCGAGUCUCCUCCGGGCGAGGACGCCCAGAAUGCUAGUAAAAAAAUAGAGUCUGAUGGCAAUGGUAAAGAUCUGAAGUCAGUCUCCUCGACCCAUGAGAGGUCUAACAUUGGACAAACUUUGACUAUCCAUGGCCAGGAUCAUGUCAGCGACCUUACUGUCUAUGAUCCUCCAGCUAAGCUGCUAGCAGAGGAUGGCAAGAAAGCAUCUGCUAUAAAUGACAGGGACCCCAGGUCUUCCGUUCAGGAUAUACAUAUCAUGUCUUCCGAAGAGAAUAGGUUUCCUAAAUCUCAUCUAGCAGACAGGGAUGUUGAGGUUCUGUUGGAAAAGGAAACUUCUACUGAAGCUUCAAAAGAUGUGAGAAGAUACAGUUUUGAAGCUCAUGGCAGUUAUAAAUCUAAUUUAAUCUCUGGUAGUUUAAUUGGUGUCGAGGAUAGCAGAUUGUUGCAUGUUAAUGAGGACAAAUUAGCUGUCCAGAGCAUGAUUAGAAGUGUCUCUAGAUGUGGGAAGAUGGAUGGUGUUAUAGAAAAGGAUGCACCGAAUCCCUACCCAAACAUUGACUGGCAGCCUCCAGAGGAUGCUGGUAUAUUGAGCAUGCAUACUCCACAAAGGAGACCAAGGAGUUCAUCUCCCGGUGCUAUACUUGAGAUUUCAGGCAAAAGGCCUGCAAUAGUAUGUGACUUUUUUAAGAAAGGCUGGUGCAUCAAGGGGAAUUCUUGUAGUUUCCUUCACCUGAAAGAGGGGGAUGUCAGUAGCAGCCAGUGGGCCAGAGAGAAUAUGACUGAGCCAAGUACGAAGCGUGAUUUUAUGGAUCAUGCAGGUUUGAGAGAAGAAGCUCAAAGAUUGAAGCUGUCCAGUUCACAUGAGACCCUGGACUCAUUAAAUUUUGAGAAAUCUUCUAAAUUGAAUUUUCAAAGAGCCCUUGUCAGGGCAUAUGGUGGGGAGGGCUGUGGAUUAACCCCACUCCAUGAUGAAUACAACAAGCAAUCAUCAAAGAUUGCUACAGAAGAGCAUUUUAGAUUUGAUAUUUCUGGAAGCAGUAGGAAAUUAAAUCUUCCAAUGAAUGAUUUACGGCCGGCAUCAUUGGUUCAAGAAGGAUAUCAAAGACCUAUUGGUGUAAGCACUUAUCUUGACACAUUGGAUGAGAGGCGUUUGGCUAAUGGAGAAUUCCUCUCCAGAAGGUACCUAGAUGAAGGAAAGCUGCACCAGGAAAUGCCCAAAGGGGAGUUUCUGAAUAAUGCAACAUUUUCAAGUAUAUCUCCUUUGUCAAGGAAUCCGCUAAUCCCUGAAUAUGGAAAUUAUUCAGCUCGAUCCUCUGCAGCAACUUGUCUGUAUCAGAAUAGCAACAAUCCUUAUUCUUAUGGAAAAAUGGUGGAGGAUGUUGCAGUUCGAUCUCAACAAAGCCGCUUUCCACUUCCUGACCCGAAAUACACUUCUUAUAGUCUAAGCAGCUCAUUGAACUCAAGUUUUGACAGUUCUCUUCAGCCUCUCCAUGGUUCACCUUCAUUUCACUUGCUUCCUCAAAUAGGAGCAUCAUCAACUCGUGGAUCUGCACCCUUAAGUGCCGAGCAUCUUGAAAGCCAUAGAUCGUUCAAUUUUGAUAGAGGAUAUUAUGGUUCUAGGUCUGCUUCACUUCCAAGAAAAUCUUCACCAUACUACUCGAGCAGUAUGCAACAAGGUGUUGUAGGGGAUAUUCCACCGCCUGCUGGUCUGAAAAUAAAAGAAAAUUCUUGGGAGCCAUCUGAAUGUUUUCGAUCUUCUUAUUGUGCACCUCCAAGUAAAUCAUCUCCUGGAAGUCAAUAUGAUCCACUAGUUGAUUGCAUCGAGCAUCACAAAGCAGGAAAUGUAACUAGCCAAACUUAUCCAAUGACUAUUAUCCAGAGUGUGUCAAGUCAGCAUAUAAUUGGUGAUCCUAUUUUAAGCGGUCAUACCCCAGCAUAUAGUUCCCAGAAACCUCUGAAUUCUCUUAAUCACUCUACUGAAGACAUAAUUGAUAAGAACACAGCAGCACAUCAAUUUACUGGGUAUAUCACCCCAGUGGAUGCUCCUGGACCUGAUAGCAUUGAUGGGGGAAACAGUUUUAUGUCUAAAGAUGAGAAACACUGGGUACCUCAUGCAACUGAUGGUGAAAAUGUUAAUGAGGUGGACCUUGAUAGUAAUACAGGGAAUCAGGUAGACAAGGCUAGAAAUGACAAGGAAUCAAAAGCAUUAAGAAUUUUUCGUUUUGCUUUGGUGGAUUUUGUGAAGGAAUUGGUAAAACCAUUUUGGCGGGAUGGUCACUUUAGUAAGGAUGCCCACAAGAUGAUAGUUAAGAAAGCAGUUGAAAAGGUCAUUAGUUCACUGCAACCCCAUCAAAUUCCUAGUACUGCAGAGUCUAUAAACCAAUAUCUGUCCUUAUCCCGGACAAAAAUUUUUAAACUUGUGGAGGGUUAUAUGGAUAAGUAUGCCCGAUUCUGAGACUCCGACAUCUACAUAAUUUUGAGUUCUGUACAGAUAUCUGCUUGUGAAUCUUACCUAGACAUUUUGAAGACUUGCUUGAGAUACUAUUAUGGCAGAGUCCAAGCUUCUUUACAUGCUAGGCUGCAAAUUUUCUUCUGGUGAUCUUUGUUGUAGGUUUGUAGUUAAUCAUAUUAGCAAGGCAUUAAUAUCAGGCGAACUUAGAAAUUGUUACUAUGUGAACUUGGAUAAUGGGGGGGCCUAGAAGACAGAAAUGUUUUACAGUUCAAAAA
Messenger RNA from Phoenix dactylifera (date palm), 3185 nucleotides. RefSeq names its product zinc finger CCCH domain-containing protein 36-like. The record is from RefSeq and is a predicted model, not a curated record. Lineage: Eukaryota; Viridiplantae; Streptophyta; Magnoliopsida; Arecales; Arecaceae. Gene Ontology annotation, molecular function: metal ion binding.